Messenger RNA from Larimichthys crocea (large yellow croaker), 2851 nucleotides. It is a transcript of the gene cysltr1, whose product is annotated as cysteinyl leukotriene receptor 1. The transcript has 2 exons. Gene Ontology annotation, biological process: G protein-coupled receptor signaling pathway. The record is from RefSeq and is a predicted model, not a curated record. Gene Ontology annotation, molecular function: leukotriene receptor activity. Gene Ontology annotation, cellular component: plasma membrane. NCBI's taxonomy places the organism in Eukaryota, Metazoa, Chordata, Actinopteri, Sciaenidae. The coding region runs from base 467 to 1507 and encodes 346 amino acids.
GUUCAUUUUACUUUCAUUUACCGUAAAUGUGUGGCUGCAUGGCUGCCAAGAAGAAGCAGUUACAUUUUGUACACAGGUAGCCUAAAUAUGUGUGUAUAUGUUUAAUGUAUUUUCUUAUUGCUGUUUACAUCUGCUGUGUUUAUACGGCUGUAACAUGGAUUGUGGGCGACUAUUUAUCAGAAGUCUGAGAAGGAGCCUUGAGCUUCUUGUGUGUUUCACCUCUGCGUGGUUUGUAACAGUCUCACUGGGCUUGAUCAGCAGAAAAGAAGACUUCAGUCCUACUUUGAGGAUCUGAGGGAGGCAGGCACCUGCUGCACAGUCCCCCCUCCCACUACUGACGUGACAUCUGGCAUAUGAGGCGAAGAGGUGGAGAGAACAGUCAGUGAAGCGGCGUUGCUGUUGUGCACAUCAGGAAGAUCAACAGACAGGCUGCAUCAUUCUGGCACCAGACAGGAAUUCAACACAGAUGCCGAUGUGUCAAGUGAAUGUGACCAGCGGCGUAGAGAGCAACUGUACUCGCUGUCCGUCCAUCGAUGACUUCCGUAACCAGGUGUACUCCACAGCCUACUCCCUCAUCACUGUGCUGGGUCUGUUUGGGAAUGGCUUUGCCCUGGUGGUAUUGAUCAGAACUUACCGCCAGGGCUCACCCUUCCAUGUCUUCAUGCUGAACCUGGCUGUAUCUGAUCUGCUGUGUGUCUUGACGCUGCCACUGCGAGUCCUCUACUAUGUCAGACAGGGCCAAUGGGACCACGGGGAUUUCCUCUGUCGCAUCAGCUCCUACACCCUCUAUGUAAACCUCUACUGCAGUAUUUACUUCAUGGCUGCCAUGUCCAUAACACGAUUCUUGGCCAUCGUCUUCCCUGUGCAGAACCUGCGCCUGGUGACAGAGAACCGUGCUCGCUUGGUGUGUGCGGGUGUCUGGGUGUUUAUCUGUCUUUCAUCCUCACCCUUUCUGAUGUCUGGCCAGCAUUUUGACCCCUGCACCAAUAAAACAAAGUGCUUUGAGCCACCACAAUGUCAAGAUAUGAAGAAAAUCGUAGUGCUCAACUAUUUCUCUCUGGUGAUCGGCUUUGCCCUGCCCUUCGUGGUCAUCCUGCUCUGCUAUGUCGGCAUAGUCCGCGCCCUUAUGUCCCGCACCCACACUGCCCGACGCCAGAGGGACACGGGCACCAAAGCCAUCCGAAUGAUUGUCAUCGUCCUUCUGACAUUCCUGAUCAGCUUCAUGCCGUACCACAUACAGCGCACCAUCCACCUGAACUUCAAGUCCCGAGAUGACACCCCUUGCUCAGAAGUGGUCGCCAUGCAGAAGUCUGUGGUGGUGACACUGAGCCUGGCUGCUGCCAAUUCAUGUUUUGAUCCACUGCUUUAUUUUUUCUCUGGAGAGGGUUUCCGCAAUCGCUUGUCAUCCCUGCGCCGGUCAGUGACAGGCAACACCCUGCGCAGCACAGCCAGACUGAAGCCUAUCGUGGCCCCAGUGCCUGGAGAAAACCACCAGAUGGCCAGUUAAAUAGGUUGGGGGGGUCAUUAACAAGCAUUUUAGGAUACGUAGCAUGACAUGUGCUCUCUUUAACAAACAGGGAAGGAGUUGAGAGAACCAGGGAAAGACGAAAGGAAGAAUGAGGGCUGGUUUACUUAUGAACAGAGUAUUUCAACAUUUAAGCCUCAGGAGUAUGUUUCCAUGUGUCCUUUAAAAUAUUUAUUAUUCUGAAUAUUGUUGAAUAUUAAGGCGAUGUUGAUGUUUUGCCUUCCUGUCUGUUAUGACAGUCUAUUGUGUCCCAAAUGUUACGGAAACAGUCGAAUCAUGAAAAGAAAUACAUAAAUAUUAAGUACAUCAGUGUGUGAAUGUAUUGUAGAUAACGUAGCAACGUGUUUCUUCAAUAAUUUAACAACCUGCAUAACGACCGUUUAUUAAUAAGGACUGAACUCUGCUGACUAUUUUUUUUUUUAUUAGUAAAGGUAGCUAUGGUGCCUUAUGUAAUUACUUUUAAUCCAUUUGGAUUCAUAUUUGUUGUUUUUGUUCAAUUCAUUUUAUUAUUUCUGUGUAUGUUUAUUGUAAAAAAUGAUUUGUUGCUUUUAUUUUUUUUUUUACCAUCUGCACUGUCAUCUGUUUUACAUUUUAAUACAUUAACAGUGAGCUCGAGGGGGAUUUCAAGACUUGGGAGUGGACCUUUUUAAAAAGGAAAUAUGUUUAUCUGCUUUGUUUUUAAGAGCUAGAUAACAAGAUCAACAACAGUCUGGACGGUAAAUAUUAGACUUCUUCCUGCUUUGUUUGUCACAAAGGGAAAAACCCCUAGACUGGGUCUGUCCAAACAUAUCAAAAUUGGCCUGCAAGAACCUCUAUGGCUCACUAAUUAAAACAUUGUACAUCAUUUGUUUGAUCCACACAAUUUGUGUUUUUUUUAUUUUUUAUCACUGUUUCCUGUCUAGAUGCUGAGCUAAGAUAAUUGCUAAGCUGCUGGCUGUGGCUUCAUAUUUACUGUACAAAUAAUAGAGUAGUGCUGAUCUUCCUUAUAUUAUAACUCUUAGCAAGAAAGUUAAUGAGUGAAUUUCACACAAAAAAAAUGUCUUUAAAGACCUGAAAAUAUGCCGCUGUGCUCGUGUAUGAUAAGUAUAUGUCAUGUUAUGUAUGAUAUAUGUAUUAAUAAAUCAUAUAGUACGUGUCAGUUCAGUGUGAUUGCAUGUGUGUCCUCGCUGUCAUGGAAAUCCACUACAUCCAUGAAGAGUUACAGACUCUGUCCACUGGGUGUCACACCAGCAUAUGUAUUGUUGUAGUCGUUCGCCAACACAUUUAAUACUGAUCAUUCUCUUCAUUGCUUUUCUAUUAUUUAUCUCUAAUUCACAAAGAAAACAA